Molecule: messenger RNA, 1035 nt
Organism: Arabidopsis thaliana (thale cress)
Lineage: Eukaryota; Viridiplantae; Streptophyta; Magnoliopsida; Brassicales; Brassicaceae
Exons: 1
Coding region: 1-309 (102 amino acids)
Source: RefSeq, marked reviewed
AUGUGGAACUUCGAGGGACCGAAUUUAAGGUCUUUGAAAAUGGAUGGAUCACGUAUGAAACAGAGCACUAACCCGAGUGCGAACACGAUCAGCGCAGAUGGAAUCGAAGACAGAAGACGCAGUCUCCUCCGGCGAGACUGGCUUUCGUUGCUGGAAGUCUCGGCGAGAUCUCCAUCUUCAGCUUCUCUGUCGUUGCCAGAGCCGGUGGACAAAAUGAUGAAGAGCAGAGCAGCUAGAGCCAAGAUAAGGCCGUCGAGGCCAAGCCAAAUACGAGGAGAAGAAGAGGGUUUGAGAGUGGCAGUAUCGUAAUUAAACCUGACGUAUUUGAUGGCGGUGAAGGCGAACUGAAGACCUUGAGAAAGCUGGACGCCGCGUACAACUGGGAGAGGGAUGAUGUUGUAGAGGAAAGACAUAGCUCCGGUGGCGCCAAGGAGGAGGAGCGUGGCGGCAGUGGAUGCACCAGCGGCGGCAAUCUGAGAAGGAGUUAGAUGCGGGGAUUCGGAGACAGCGACAGCGGCGAUGGAUUUCAUGGGCUGGACGGGCAUAGGGAUGUCAAAGAGGAGACCGGUGGCGAUGUUGUAGAAACCAGUGAAGAUGAGAGUGGUGGAGAGAUCAAGAUUGGAGACUAGAGUUAGUGUAAGGACGAUGGGGAUGAAGGUGCCGAGAUCACCGACAGCGCCGGAGAGUUCAGAAGAAAGAGGGUUUUUGAGGCGGAGACGGCGACGGAGCCACCCGCAUCUGCUGCGAUCACCGGGGAGCAGAGGAGUUGUAGUUGUCUCCAUGAUUGGAUCUAAAGUCAAAGCUCUCUUUCUCUCUGUUGGUUGACAAUUCUAUUUGAUAAGAAAGAUAAAAAGGAUUGGGAAUCCCCGGGGAAGUUGGAUAAAAGACGGCUUUUCAGACACUGGACGAGUCCAAUGUCCUAACGACGUGCAAAUAUCAACCAUCUUGUAUCUAAAAUAAAUAAUUUAUUGAAUUUCCCGGGACCAUGUGAAAAUAUUGUUACAACAGUACAACUACCUGCUGUUUUUUUUUUUC